Solea solea (common sole) is the source of this 4338-nucleotide messenger RNA. RefSeq names its product neuronal pentraxin IIb (gene nptx2b). The record is from RefSeq and is a predicted model, not a curated record. The transcript has 5 exons. Lineage: Eukaryota; Metazoa; Chordata; Actinopteri; Pleuronectiformes; Soleidae. Bases 279 to 1598 code for a protein of 439 amino acids.
GCAGCAGCAGCAGGUCUGUGCGCGCUGCCUGUGCCAGGAAUAGUCCUUUAACCAGGGCUUAAAGUCACAGACUUGCCCUUUAUUGGAUUUUCUACUCAGAAUUGUCUUGUUUUUUUGCCUCUCAGACAUGACACGACCUCACAGACAUUUUUAUACGUGAUCAUUUGGGUUUUUAAUGAUAUAUAUUAUCAUUUGGGCUCACUUUUACGCACCAAACAAACUGGGCUUAGCUGGAGAUCUCUGGGGUAGUUGUUUUUUUGGACUGAAACGUGAUCAGUAUGUUCUCACUCCUGCUCGGACUGGUGUGUUAUGUUGCGCUGGGCUCUGGUCAACCUGCGAGCGGCCAGACGGACGAUGGCAAGCGCUACAUUUGCCGCGCGGUGCCGCUCAGUGGAGACGCCAGUUGUCCCGUCACCUUGUUACCGGAGCUGAGCGCCGGGGGCCAAGAAGAGGAGCUGAGGAACACCGUCAUGCAGCUGCGGGAGACCAUUCUACAGCAGAAGGAGACCAUUUCCAAACAGGUCGGCACCAUCAACGAGCUGACCACCAAGCUGUCCCUGUGCGCCGCAGCCACCGACGGCAGGAGGUACGACAAGGGGGGGACCUGGCUGGGGAAGGAGAAGCAGAACACGAUGGGUGAUGUUCCCAGAGACCCCAACGACACUGUGGAGAGUCUGGGGAAAACCAUGCAGGGGCUCAAAGACCGGCUGGAGAACCUGGAGCAACAGCAGAUGCGCGCCAACGUCUCCGGCGCCUCGUUCCCCAGCGAGCUGCGGGACCUGCUGCAGCGUCGCCUCGGGGAGCUGGAGAAGCAGCUCCUGAAGAAAGUCAGCAGCCUGGAGGAGGAGAAGAGCAUGCUGACCAACGCCACGGUCGCCUACAGGAUGAAGACGGAGAGCGCGCUCAACGCGCUGGUGGAGAGGAUCAGUGAACUGGAGAAAGGAGGAGGAGACUUUAAAUCCCCGGAGCAGUUCAAGCUCUCGCUCCCCCAGCGGACCAACUACCUGUACGGCCGCAUCACCAAGACUCUGCCCGAGAUGUACGCGUUCACACUCUGCAUGUGGAUCAAGUCCAGUGCCAGUCCCGGGAUAGGGACGCCCUUCUCAUACGGGGUGCCGGGCCAAGCCAAUGAAAUCGUGCUCAUCGAAUGGGGCAACAACCCAAUAGAGCUUCUCAUUAACGACAAAGUCGCCCAACUGCCCUUAGAGGUGCGCGACGGGAGGUGGCACCACAUCUGCGUCUCCUGGACGACACGAGACGGCCAGUGGGAGGCUUAUCAAAACGGGGAGAAGUUGGGGAGUGGGGACAACCUGGCGGCCUGGCACCCCAUCAAAUCUGGAGGGGUCAUCAUCCUGGGGCAGGAGCAGGACGUGGUGGGCGGGCGCUUCGACGCCGGACAGGCCUUCGUGGGCGAGCUGAGUCAGGUGAACAUAUGGGACCGCGUUCUGAAGCCGGCCGAGAUCCAGUCAAUGGCCAACUGCAGCUCGUACCUGCCUGGAAACGUGGUCUCCUGGCUGGCGAGCAACGUGGAAGUAUUUGGGAGGGGAGCGUUCAAGCGGCCUCUGGAGGUGUGUCAGGAGCGGCUGCCCAACGCUUAAUAACUGCCCGUCUGCUGUUUCCGCUCAUUUCCAUCCACUCAGCAUUGUUCCACUCACUGUGAGGAUGUGUGUGUGUGUGUGUGUGUGUGUGUGUGUAACUGUGUCGUGUUUUCCGCUCUGCACAUUCUGUAUAUUUGGGAGAAACGAGCCUGAUGGGAUUUCUUAAAGGGCCAGUGAGUAAGACUUGGCGAGGAUAAGUGACUCCCUUUCGUAAGCACGUCAGGGAACUACGGUGGCCUUCACGUACUUAACUCUCACAGGUCCAUUCAAGUCUUGAGCAGACAUCUUGAGUCUCACCUUCAGUACUAAGACUCAUUCUGAGAGUGGAUUCACAUGUUUGUGUUGCUUUAAUGCUCCAUCGUGGACAGGCCUGGCACUUGGUGCUAGACGUGGCUAUCGAAGGUUAGCAGAGCAGUGUCUGUCGACUGUGUAGCAAGAGUUGCUAACGUUGCUAAAGUCCCAGUGAUGUGAAUCUGUAUGCCAUUGUUGACAGUUCCCUCUUUUUUAUUCUUUUGUUUAUUUGGGCGAUUGUGAACGUAGUGUCGUUAGCUCACACUUCGACUUGUCCAUUCAGGCUAAGUGAAUCUCUCUGACACCAGCUGCUAACCUUGACAGUGGCUUUGCCGGAUGCUUAGUGCUAGUGAAGGUUAUCACGGUUAACUGGGUAGCAAGAGUUGCUAAUGUUGCUAAAGUCAUGGUGAUAUGACGUCCUCCAUGUUGACGUAGAAGAAAACAAACCUACAGUGGGGAGAUGAAUUAAAUGCAUGAGCGUACAUUUCCUUUGCUAGCACCUGUUGCUAUAUUUGCAUGAGUCGUCGUAAUUCGGUAAAACUGAACAUUUCUCAAAGUGCAUGAGAAGCAUUUCAGUUGACGGCUCCUUUAAGUAAGAUGUGAGUCAGCUGUUAAGGCUACAAAAGCUACUUCUAAGCAUUUAUACCCACGGUUCUCAAACCGUGGUAAUUGAAUGAAAAUCAGAAAUACUUACUUUACUGUGUAAAUAGGCCUUUGCUUGGACUACUUACACCACUUUUAACUUUGGUGAUAAUAAUGUUACUUCAAGAGCUUAGUGGUACUUGGUAUGAAAAGAUUGAGAACCACCGAUUUAAAUCCUAAAUGUUACACACUGGACCUUUAAAAUCAAAUGUUUGCAAGUGUGGAUUAUGAAAAUCUGUGGCAACACCAUAGUGCAAAUUGAGAGUUACAUGCAGUUCUUUUUCUUUCCCCCGCCUUGAUUAAGCUAAUUAAAAACCUUCAGUGACUUUGGUUCACCUUCACCAAAGUGAGAAGAGUUCCCCUCAGGUAUUACCGCUAAGAUACCGCCAACCAGGUACGCACGCAGGUACUGCAGCUACACGGCACCAGAGACGCAGACGAGUGUGGAUCAGUUCUGCGUGGGCCGGUGCGUGCUGUGUGGGAGGAAAAGAUUAACGCUCUUGCCAAUGUUAUGUCUCCUUCCUUAACAAGGAAAAUGGGAUUAGAGCCAAAAUGAAUGAAGCCUUUCAUCCUGACAGGUUUUUAUUUUCUGGAGAAAAUACAGUUUUUAUCUGUCAUGUGGUUCCUGGGCUGGUUCUGGUUCUGGUUCUGGAGAUGGAGCAUGUGUUUGCACAAAGCUGAAAAGUGGACAAACUUACAUCUGCAUGUUUCACAGUGAUACUAGUGAGUCUGCCUUUUGUGUUUCCUCAGCAUGUGUUAAAAAUGGAAAAUAUCCUGUUACAAAGUUAUUUACAGUGUUAUAAUUGUGGUGUGAUUCAUCGAGCUGUGACCAAGCAUUGCACAAAAAAGUGUAACUCACUGGAUCAAACAUUACAGAACAGUAUCACCAUGUUCAUAUACUGUCACUAUACACUUCACUGUAGAUUAUACAGGAUAGAUUAUACAUCUAUUUGAGGGAAAAUAGAGAGUUUAUAUUUAGAACAUCAUUUAACAGUGUAGUUUCUAUAAAAUCGACUUCACUUUGUCUCCUGUAGAUUACAUUAUAACAAGUAACAAGUCAUUUUUAUUCAGAAUAUUAGUUAAUAUUGUCUCCAUAAUUCAGUGUAGUGUCUAUAAAAUCACAUUAGACUUAAUGUAUCUCCUGUAGAUUAUGCUACAACAUGUAUUUAGGGGGUAAAAAAAGGAGAUAAGGAAUUAGCAUUUCAUUAAAACCAUUAAUAACUUGUUAUUUCCAUAGUAAUUAGAAUUACUACAGGUUACUAUCAGUGUUAUUCAUCCUCCUUCAUGUUAUUAAUAAGCUAUUACAUGAUUGAUACAGAAAUAAGAUGGUAUUGCUAUAAUAUCAUUUCUCUAUUACAAUAUUAUGGCGAUGUUGUUACUGUUCUGUAAUGUAAAGUGCUUCAUUCAUGUAAAGUGAGAUGUACAUGAAUCAUUUGUAUGUGCCGUGUAAUUAUUCUGUCCAGACAGAUCUUUACUUUCAUGAUGUUUCCACUUUGUCUCGUGGCCUUUGGAUAAAAAACUCAAGUGCCACUGAAUGUUUCUCAAUGUUGCAAAUGUCCUUUGAUGAGGACAAUGAUGAGGAAAAUAAAGUCAAAUAAAAACACUGCUGCAAAAGUGAUCCGUCUGACCUUCCUUUAAUCUGCAGGAAGAGUGAAAAGACCCAGGUUAAUCUGAGCUCGUUCUGUGGCAGACUUUGUUUAAGCGUGUGGAAGAUCAGGAUCUGUCAGUGUCUGUGUGAGUGUCAGUGUCAGUGUCAGUGCGGUGACUGACAGCCACACACAACAACCACAACAAGCAGCAGCAGCAG